Prorocentrum cordatum is the source of this 2949-nucleotide messenger RNA. Lineage: Eukaryota; Dinophyceae; Prorocentrales; Prorocentraceae. The record is from the annotation of a GenBank genome assembly.
AUGUCGGUGCUGCCUUACCUGGACACGUUCCGGCGGCUCCUGGCCGACGUCGUGUCGGCGGCCCGCGGCAGCCCGGCUGCGCGCGGGCUGGUCGCCCAGCUGUUCCACGCGGUGCCGCUGCCGCCAGACCACACCACGCAGGUCGUGUUCUACGCCGGCCCGCGCAGCGUGAGCCUGCUGGACCAGAGCUUCGCGAGGGACUUCUCGUUCCGGCCCCUGCUGGCGUGCCUGCGCAUCGAGCGGGUGAAGAAGCUGCUGGUGCUGAUGCUGCUAGAGCGGAAGGUGGUACUGGCCACCCAGCGGAUGAGCCGAGCCCUGCUCUACGCGGUCUGCGAGGUAGCGCGGGCGCUGCUCUUCCCGCUGGACUGGGAGCACGUCUACAUCCCCGUGCUCCCGCCGGGUGACAGUUGGAGGAGGUACCUGGAGUGCCCAGCGCCCUACGUGAUCGGAGUUGUCGAUAGGCCAGACGCCAUCUGCGAAGACGUCAAGGACAACCCUGAUGUGUACAUCUUCGACCUCGACAACGACCGCGUCCUCGACAGCGCGCGCGGCGAGCCUCUGCCUUCGUCUGCGCCGGCCCUGGAGGGACCACUCCAGAGGCUGAAGGACAUGUUCGACUGGGAGCAGGGGCACAGGGAGUACUGGGACAGUUUCCACCUCGUCCAGGCCAGCCCAAGCAGGCGGGCCGGCGAUGCGGCCGCGGCUGCGCCGGGCCCGACGCGGCUGGCCAGGCGCCUCGCGCUGGGCGGUGCCGCGGCCUGGUCGCCCGAGGGCGACGCCAGCCACCAGGCGGCUCUCGGCGCCCACGCCGGCUCGUACCUGAGCGCGUCGACCGAGCCCACGGAGGACAGCCCCGGGAGCGCCGAGGAGGAGGAGGAGGUGCCGCGCCGCAGGCGCGAGGGGCGGUUCGCCACGGCCCCCGCGGCGGCGGCUGCGCGCCACAGCCCGUACUGGUCCGAGGACACGGAGAAGAACUUCCGCCAGAAGGUGAGCGCCACGUUCCUGGAGGUGUUCGUGAAGCUGCUGCACGCCUACCCGGGUUACGCGGUUGCGGCGGAGGCGGGGACGGUGGCCUUCGACGAGGAGGCCUUCCUCGCGCAGGCGCAGCCUGCAGACGUGCCUCUGCUGCGGAAGCUCUUCCGCACCAACACCUGGGAUAACUUCAUCCACUUGUCGCCAGAUCACCCUCGCGUGAGGCUGUUCCGACAGGCGAUCGACUUGUACGGAGCCUGGAUGCAGGUGCCUCCUUCGGGCAGGAGGCCCUUCGAUGACGAGCUGCGGCUCAUGGUCGCGAAGUUCUACGAGCCAGCCAACACAGUCGCCGCCCCUGAGCACCCUGGGAGGCCUCUGGGCCCCCUGUGUUACAGAUCUCGGCAGAGAGGCAAGAGCUUCGCUCCCAUAGGCAGCUUGGGCCUGGCCCUGCUGGAGGGACCCACUGCUGGUACAGGGCCCAGGCCGGGGCUGGCUGUGCCCGCGGCCGCACUGCGGCACACGCAGGUGCCAGCAGCCGCCUCUCAGCUUUUCGUGGAGGCCGUGGGGCCCGCGCUGGCCAUGCUGCAGGAACAGCCUCCCUGGCCCCUGCCGCUCCUGGCCCAGCUGCUGCGGCAGCUGGCGGUGGAGCCGUCGGGGGGGCUCCGGUGCGCGCCCGAAGCCACGCGGGCGGCGGCCUCAGAGGAGGCCCUGUCGCCCGACAAGCUGCUGGCCCUUGGUGAGUCGGAGGAGGUCGUGCAGAUGCAUGCCGCCUGCUUUCUGCCUGGAGUCGGUGACAUCAGAGACUCCUGCCCGGACUGUGGGUGCGACGGCAGUCUCUGGGACACCAUCCGGGCGUCGCUGGCGGCCGCGGGCCCCAGAGGCGGCCUCCUCGGCGAGCAGUAUGCCCAGCCCCCCUGUGCGCGGUGCGGGCGGCCGUGGGAGCCGCGCUUCGGGUUCCUGUCUGGCGCCGCCGGGCGCACGCCGGGACAGGGCGCGCUGCCACUGCUGACCGUGCCAGAGUGCGUGGGCCGCAUACGCGAGUCCGACGGCAACCAGGAGGAGGUGGCCUGGUGCCUGCGCGUCUUCUUCGGCCUGCGCGUGGAGAUCUCCGUCGCGGGGGCCGCCGUGGGCUGUGCCACGUUCGAGGCGCUCUGCCGCGCCUACGCGCGCCGCAGCGCCGCCUCGAGGGCGGCGGCGCGGGAGGGCCCGGUGGGCGGCUCCGCCCUCGCCGCGGCGUCGGCGGACCCGCGGGUGCAGGGCGAGGGCGCUGUGGCAAAGAACAGCUUCGCCAUGACCCUGGACGGCGCAGCCACCGGCCCAGCCCUGGGCCGUGCACACGACGUCGAGCUCAGCGACGCUGCGGACGCCGCGGCCUCGGACGACGACGCCGCCAGCGACGCCGCGGACGCCGCCGAGGCUGACCUGUGGCUGGAUCAGAAGGCCCGCACUCCGCGCACGCCGGGCACGCCUGCUGGGCGCGGAACUCCGGCGGGGGAUUUGCCCAACUCGGAGUCGAGCGGUCUCAACGUCCCGCCGGCUGCGGCGCCCAGCGCACGGCUCCCAGCUGCACCCUUGGAGGCAGCUCCUGUUCAGACUCUGCCGCCGACGCCCACGCGGCUCGAGGAGGCGUUCGCUGGCGCAGCGCGGGAAGUCUCCGCGGCUGACGCCGACGACCGUCGUUCGGAUGACCUGGCAGCGACCGACCGAACGCGGCUUGCGGAGGCGACCUGCGAGGGCAGCUUGCAGGACCUGAUGGCGACCGCGCGCGACCGGACACAGCUCAUGGAGGCGGCGCUGCUGGAGACGACGCUGCGGCCGCCAUCGACGGAGGCCUUCUGGGCGCCGCGAGCGCGGGAGGGAGACGAGCCGCCCGCGGAGGCGGCUCUGCCCCCCGCCGCUCGGACACGCUGCGGUUCGGCCGCCGCCGCGGGGCACCUGGGCCGCCGCUGGCCCGCUCAAGGGUCGGGCGGGCGCCUC